GCCAGAACAACAUCCUAGAAGACAUCAUCAGAGACAAGAAGCUGACCUCGGGAUAUUUUAGCCUUGAACCUUUUUUUCCAUCAAACCAAAAGGGAAGUGCAGCCAUGGGGGCUUAUCGGACCAGACAAGCAGGCAGGAGCCUACAGGUGGGAUCAACAAGGACUCACUUGAGUCCAGCCAUGGCAACUGGCACACUGCAGCUGCAGAGGUGGCCGUGGCUGCAACCAGCCAGCUGCUGGAGGACAUCAGAGGGGCUGCCGGGGACACAGACUUCCUACGGAUGAUGGGGAUCUCUAGGAAUGGAUCUAGAGUUCUGUGUUUUGUGAUCGACACCACCGGCAGCAUGUCGGACGACAUCGCAGCAGUAAGGGAGACGACGUCGCUCAUCAUCGACAGCAAGAGAGGAACGCCAGACGAACCCUCAGCCUACAUCUUGGUCCCCUUCAAUGACCCAGACUUUGGGCCCCUGAUGCGGACCACGGACCCAGAUGUCUUUAAGGCCCAGAUCAAUGCACUGAGUGCUGAUGGAGGAGGGGAUUUCCCAGAGAUGAGUCUAUCAGGACUUCAGGUGGCUUUAACUGGUGCACCCCCUCUUCAGAGAUCUUCCUUUUCACCGAUGCCCCGCAAAAGACUUGAACCUAAUGGGCACGGUGAUCGCUCUCAUAGAACGCACUAAGUCAGUGGUGUCCUUCUUCCUAACUGGCUCUUUGGGGCUCCGUCGUAGGAGGGCUAGUGACCAGGGCCAAGGACAGGUCCAGCACAGUCGGAUGGUAGAGUCAGACUCCCAGCUCUACAUGGAGCUGUCCCAGGCCUCAGGUGGCC
Messenger RNA from Salmo salar (Atlantic salmon), 822 nucleotides. The record is from RefSeq and is a predicted model, not a curated record. NCBI's taxonomy places the organism in Eukaryota, Metazoa, Chordata, Actinopteri, Salmoniformes, Salmonidae.